Messenger RNA from Sorghum bicolor (sorghum), 1660 nucleotides. Its product is annotated as heat stress transcription factor A-6a. Gene Ontology annotation, molecular function: DNA-binding transcription factor activity; RNA polymerase II cis-regulatory region sequence-specific DNA binding. The record is from RefSeq and is a predicted model, not a curated record. The transcript is spliced from 2 exons. Bases 148 to 1332 code for a protein of 394 amino acids. Lineage: Eukaryota; Viridiplantae; Streptophyta; Magnoliopsida; Poales; Poaceae. Gene Ontology annotation, cellular component: nucleus. Gene Ontology annotation, biological process: regulation of transcription by RNA polymerase II.
CCAAAUUUAUGAGACAUGGCGUUCAAACUGUUUCACCGAAAGUUUUUUCAAGUUGCCCUAUUCUUUUCAGAAGACCUCGGCCGCUGUUUAAAAUGCUGAUGAAACCCCCUGUCACGCCCCUAGCACCUCACCGCACCGCGCAGCCAGAUGGGCUCCUCCUCGUGCCCGCUCUCGGGCUCCCCCGGGCCAAGCGGCUCCAAUUCCAAGCCCAGGACGACGGCGCGCGCCAGCGGCGUCGGGUUCGGAGGCGUAGCAAUGGCGCGGAGCGUGGCCGUGGCGGCAGUGAAGCUGGAGCCGAAGCCGGAGCCGUGGGCGGCGGGCGCAGAGGAGGCGUCGUCAGUGGUGCCGCGGUCGAUGGAGGGGCCGCCGCUCCCUGCGCCGUUCGUGUCGAAGACGUACGAGAUGGUGGCGGACGCGGCCACGGACGCCGUGGUGUCGUGGGCGCCCGGCGGCGCGGGGAACAGCUUCGUGGUGUGGGACCCGCGGGCGCUCGCCGCCGGCAUCCUCCCGCGCUUCUUCAAGCACGCCAACUUCGCGUCCUUCAUCAGGCAGCUCAACAUCUACGGAUUCAGGAAGGUGAAUCCGGAUCGUUGGGAGUUUGCAAACGAAUCCUUCUUAGCAGGCCAGAAGCAUUUGCUGAAAAAUAUCAAGAGGAGGCGUGCUUCCAAGCCUCAGAUGGAAGCAAAGCCAAGAAACUGUGCUGGUGCUUGUCUCGGUUCGCCGAAGGAUCCCAGCGAGGUCGAGAGUUUGAAACGAGACCGCGCAGCGCUCAGGGCCGAAGUCAUCACGCUAAGGCAGCAGUACAACAUCUGCAAAUCCCAACUCGUCGCCUUGGAGGAGAGGAUCCUGAACAACGAGAGGAACCAGCAGAGGGCCAUCGCCUUCUUCGCAAAGGUGCUCAGCAACCCAGGUUUCGUGCAGCAGGUCCUGCUCAACUAUGCCAAGGAGAAAGAACUACGUGGCGCUUCCAAAAGACAGCGGCUGAUGGAAAACGAAGAACAUCGGCACGGCGAUUUGCCACUGAGGAGUGGCACCGAAGCUGCGUUUGCGACAGUGGCGGCUGGCGUUGGCGUCUCUGCGGGGAGCAGCCAUGGUGGCACAGCCGCGAAACAGGAGCCUGGGCCUGAGUUGAAUGGUCAGGAGAUGGACAGUAUUUGGUAUGAUGUGUGGGACGAGCUGGACGCGAUACCAGGCGCUGAAAUGGACCGGCGAGAAGCAGACAAGGGCGUGGCUGGCUUCGACGUCGAGGAUUUCAGUGGACGGCCUUGCGGUUGGGAUGAUGACUGCUCGUAUCUCGCGGAGCCGAUGCAGUUUGUGGAGCACUAUGACUAGAGGUGCAAGAAUUGCUUGAUCUGGAGCUGGAGAGGAAUAUGCUUGUUCAUAGCUUCACCAUAUUAGGAUUCUGCCAACUGAAAUUCGUACAGUAUAUAUAGGAAUAGGUACAGUGGGUUGUUUAACUCGCAGUUUAGUGUGAUAGUUUUGUGGUGUAUAGCGUCAGCUCUGACUUCUGAGAACAUAUCGAGCUCAACUAUGACGCCACUUCUCUGGCUCUGCAAACCUGGAGUUCGUAAAAGGUUAUUGUGAUAGUUUGUGUUUUCUUCUUAAUAUUUCCAGGAUGAAGCAAAGGCUACACACCGUCGUGGAGCAUUUGCCUUUCGCA